Molecule: messenger RNA, 4236 nt
Organism: Gigantopelta aegis
Lineage: Eukaryota; Metazoa; Mollusca; Gastropoda; Neomphalida; Peltospiridae
Exons: 11
Coding region: 230-2920 (896 amino acids)
Source: RefSeq, a predicted model, not a curated record
UGGCGCACGUAUGUCGAAAAGUAUCACCGCAGCUUAAUCAUGUUUAAAUUAAACAUUGACAACAUUCACUAACCGAAUGUUAAUGUCCUGAAGACAUACGUAUGUUUAAAUUGUUUGUUUUCGCUUUUACUGAUAACAUAAGUUCUAAACGAAUCAUUUAACCCAGAUUGGCCACUAAAUGUGAGGAAAUUUCAUCAUUACUAUUCUGAUCGUGAGUAGCUGAAUCAAAAUGAAUGCCGAAACAAAUCUUGUGGAUCGAAUAUCAACAAAACACCCAGAACUAGUACAAGUAAACCAAGUUAUAUUUGCUGCAUCUAGACAACUGGAUGAACCGGAUGAUUCUGUGGAUGACUCUGUGAUAGAUGCGCUCGACUUAAGCACACCUAGCAAACAGUUGGAGAGUACUGUUUGUAUACCAGAAACUCCAAGUCCUGUAUUCUCAAGAACCACCAGCAAACGGGAGAGGAAUGACAACACACAAACUGAUAGCGAAUAUUUUUCAAAGAGGACCUGUCAGUUUGCUUCUGAUCGGUGUGUACUGCCUUCCACAAAAAUCUUCAGCAAGUUUGUAUCACCUCAGAAAUCAGAAGACAGUAAAAAGGUAGAUAACCGUGAUGACCAGCCGAAGACUGUCGGUGAUAGUUUAACAGGUUCGAGAGAGUGUGACUCUGACAGUGCUAUAUCUUCAAAGCAACGAUGCACGGCAGUUUUAGCUUCUCAGCAUGAGAAACAGAGAUCAGUGAAAGCUAAACGGUACCAGACAGAAGGGUGUUUGAAAAAAACUGUGAGUUCAGAUAUAAGUACCGACAGUGUUUGUCAGAAUGGCUACAAGAAUUCUCAGUAUGGAACUGGUUAUAUAGGCUGGCCGUCCGACUCUGACGAUUCUGAUUCUGAUAACAUCCCUCUCAGAGAUGUGAUCAGGAGCAGAGAGUUGACAAACGACUUGACUAAACAAGAAAUUGUAAAAAAGACGCAUAAACAAACUGAGUUAAAACAAAAGUCCUUUUACAGUCCAGCCAACUCUUGUGGUAAAAACUUUGAUUUAGAUAAAGGACAACAUGUUAGAGAUGAAAAACAGAAGAUUAAAAACAGAAGUUCCCCCAAAUUUACUUCAGAUAGAAAUGAUUCUUGUCAUCGUGAAAAGCGGUUGUUUAUACCUCGUUCAGAAUUGACUGUAAGAAACAUUUUUGGCGGCAGUGAUGUUAGUAACUCAAAGCUGAAACCCAGUAAUGGCCGAUCGUUCAGACCCCCAACUGACCAUUUACCCAACUGCAGAAAGUUUUCGUCCUGUAGAUAUGCCAAUACCAGCAUGGAUUCUAACCGGACUAAAGAUGAGGUGUCUAGAUGUAACCGUAGAGAAAAUGAUCAAGACCAGACGCAUGUUUCUACAAAAGUGUUUUCAUCCAAUCAAAUGUCAAAUAACCAUUCUAUGACUGAUCAUAUUCCAACAAUCUUCUCAACAGCCAAUCAAAUGUCUAACACUUUUUCAACCACCAGUCAUAUUUCUCCAACCAUCUCAACAACCAAUCGGAUGCCAAAUGCAAUAAUUUAUGCUUCUCCAACCUUGUCAUUAGCCAAUGAGAUGACAAAUAGUUUUUCCACUCCUCAUGUUUCUCCAACCCGUUCCACCACCCAUCAAGUUAGCUCAAGCGACGAAGCAUCUGACGAUGGUAAGAAAGCAGCUUCGGAACAGACCAAUAAACCAAAGAGUGCUGCCUACUUGACACCAAACACUUCUCCGUGUUUUAACUCGGGACAUAAUAGAAAUAGAAACUUUUCACGUCCAGUGUUUCAGUCAUCGGGAUUCAUCGAUCUACAUCCGGAAUCGGACCGAACCAGCAGGCCUAGUUGUAUGUUUAGUCACUUAACGGAUGGGAGCGGUGUGGACGUGAAUCCUCCAUCCCAGCCUGGUGGGGAACAUGAAGCUGCUUCAAACGAUGAUGUAGUUCUGUUGGACUCUACCAGUUCUGAAGAAUGUCGGCCAACAUCGUCAUUUGAUUGUUCUCUUGCCACACGGCGAACCCGCACAGCCACCAGGAGGAAAUCGCGGGUGUCUGGGUCAAGACGAAGGGGAGAUAUGGUGUCUCAUCAUUUGCACCACCGCCCCACUGAUGUGAUCCAGAUUGAGGAUAAUGUGGAGAUGGAUCACGCCGUGUCACUGGUUGAUCAGCUGGAGAGUGACGAACAGCUCGCCAAGAGACUGCAGGAAGAGAUGGACAUGGAGCUAGCGAUGUCACUCCAUGAGGCCCACUCUGUGAUGGACGGAAGGGCUCACCCGGGCCGUUAUGACAUGGACAGUGCCGGCAUUCCACCUGGCAUACUGCCAAUGUUUCAAGCCCACAUCGUGAGUCCCGUGCGUCGUCGUAGUUACAACAGCGUCAGACAGGCGAACAUGAGGUCCAGGAGACGACACAGAGGUGGUGAUGAUGAUUUACUGCUGGCCAUUGAUGGAGAGGGACAUGACGAUAUGAUGUUGCCAUUUCAUCAGCGAACAGACAUGGAUCAUCAUAAUAUGGUGAUGAUGGAAGCCCAUAUCUUGUCUCUUCUUGAAAGCCCUGUAAGACGCGGUAGACGCAGGGGUGUAGGUGGUCGGGGUCCUCGCAAUUUUAUCUUCGGUGUCGGUCACAGUGGAGAAGGAAAUGACUACGAGGAGUUGCUGGCACUGGCCGAGAAUCUAGGCGACGUGAAGUCAAAAGGGAUCAGUACUGCGGAGAUCAAUCGUCUUCCCACACGUGACUAUAAGAAACCCGAGGGGCCGACCGACGAGAUAGAUGACUGUUUGAUUUGUAUGUGUGAAUACAAGGAAGGUGAAUGUCAGCGCAUUCUUAACUGCUUCCACGAGUUCCACGCAAAGUGCAUUGACAAGUGGCUCAAGUCGAGUGCCACAUGUCCAGUGUGUCGCGUGGACGUUCGAUCAUGAACCUAUCUGUGAUGUUGCUACAAAACCUUGUUUAGUUAACAGUGUUCACUUGUGACCUUUUUUUCGUUAGCCAAGAAUCCUAAUACAGUCGAAUCCACUUAAUGGAAUAUUACUGGGGCCUAAUUGACAAAGGUCUCUUAGGAUCUACUAGAUAACAUAGCAUUCUCUUUGCAAGUCUUUUUGCAUUGCACUGUGAGAUCGCAAAGUUGCAAGAGUUUAGUAAAUUAGGCCCCUGGUUAUUUGCAUAUAUAUUGUAUUGUGCCCAGAAUCCACUUAAUGGAAUAUUACUUUAUUUAAUAAAUCAGUUAUUUGCAUAUUAUAUUGUGCAGAGAACCAUUUAGCAGUAAAACAUUACGGAUUAUAUAAUUACAUAUUGGUUAUUUACUUAUGAAAAUGAAUAAAUGUUGUAAUCAGAUAGACCAGUUAUUAACAUAAAUUUUGCAUGCUCAAGGUCUAUACAGUUGAGCCAGUUUGACUGUACGUCGGAGAAAUUGUGACUUGUAUGUUGACAAGUCACAUUAUUAGAUACAGAUGAUUACAGAUUACAUAUCUAAACAUAUUUAACAGCAAACAGAAUUCCAAGUAAUCAUUAAAUCAAACUGGUUAAGUAUAAUCCACCAAGACUUACGUAAGAGCGUGUUGUGCUUAAUUCCCUUAAUUCUUAUAAUAUUGUGGUUAUAGUGUUAGAUUUACUCGCUUUGCUUUGUGUAUGAGAAAUGUAAUUAGUAUAAUCCAUCCAUGAGUGUUACAGGGCUCGAACUUAAGAAUUUGUCUCCCACGGCAAUUAAAACUAAAAUUGCAGUUAGUGAAAUGGACCACCGACAGCAAUUAAAGCCUGUCCAUGGCAAUUGAGAAAAGAGAAGACUUUUGCAGCAAAAUAAUAAUACGGAAAGGUUAUUUUGCUGUAUGUAUAGACAUUUUAAAUGUACUAAUGUUAUUUACUGGCAACUAAUGUACAUCAGAUGAAAACAUUUUGCCAUUAUUGGGGAGCUUCCGGCCUAUGGCAAUUUAUAUCUCAACGACUGCAAUUGCUGUCGGUGCCAUCAUUAAAUUCGAUGCCUGGUGUUAAAAAUCCAAAAUAGGUUGGAGUUUUUUUAGUGAAUCUAAAUUGUUCCUUGUUGAUUACAUUUAAUAUCUGGCAGACUCUUCUAUUACAUUUUGAAAAAAAUAAAAAAUUAAACACCACAAAAAUUUAAGACGGACAAAGAAUUUUUUUAUGUAAUUUUGACAUUACAAACAUGGAUGAUGAUGAGAUGAAUGGUUAAGCACCAUUUCUUUUCACAUUACCUGUCCUCAAACAAGUGCACCUCCCUCUC